CGAAGCUACCGUCGUCGCCGUCGCGAUCGCACGCACCACACACUUAACGUAGACAUAUUAGCCCUUUGAUCACGAACCAAACCCAUGGCGCCAUUCCCGGCCGCCGCCACCGCCAUGAAGACGAGAGCGACGUGCGUGCUGCUGCUGCUGCUCCUGUGGGCGGACGUGCGGCCGCCGCCGGUGGCCGGGCAGGCGCCAGCCGAGCCCGACGCGGCGGACGCGGCGACGAGCAAGGCGGACGCGGCGGCGAUCGAGGCGGAUUCCGACGCGCGCGGCAACGGCACCCGCGGCGGGAGCGGGGCGAGGGGCAAGGUGCUGAGCACCAUCGACUGCCAGAUCUGCGAGGCGACGUGCCGGGUCAAGUGCCUCAUCAACAACCUCUUCCAGUGGGGCACCUGCUACCAGCGCUGCAAGGCCGACAACUGCAACGAAUGGUGUAGGUAGCUAGCAGCUUAACUGGCCCUCCGACGAUUAUAGCUAACGCGCGCGCCGACGGAAGCACGGCGCGUGCGUGCAAGGAUGUACCCGGGGACUACGUACCAUCUAUAGAU
Molecule: messenger RNA, 551 nt
Organism: Lolium perenne
Lineage: Eukaryota; Viridiplantae; Streptophyta; Magnoliopsida; Poales; Poaceae
Source: RefSeq, a predicted model, not a curated record